GUGAAAAUGUUCAAGGCGAAGUUGCACGAGAUGUGUCAGCGGAGACGGUGGAGUUUGCCCAAGUACUCCGCCACGAGUGACGGUCCGCCACACAUGCCAAACUUUAAGGCAUCUGUGUUUGUAAAUGGCUUUACAUUUUCUUCUUAUCAUACUUUCCAUUCCUCCAAAGAAGCUUACAACCAAGCUGCAAUGAAUGCUUUCCUCAACUUUUCAUCUCCUUCCGGCUCUUCAAUCCCAAGAAACAAAUAUGGUUCAAAAGAGGAAGUUGAAGCUUCCAAACCCAAACCUCAAGAAAGUCCAGUUUAUAAUAAGGAUCAUUUGAGCAAACUUCCGCCACAAAACUAUGCUCGAAAGAACAAUCCCGAUCAACCUGUUUUUACAAUUAAAACUGAAGGGCCACCUCAUGACAAUCGCUAUAAGGCCACUGUUGUUAUUGAUGGGAAAUCAUUUGAAAGCCCUACAUUUUUCAACACUAUAAAAGAAGCAGAACAAGCUGCUAUAAAUAUUGUUCACAUGUUUCAGCAGGGUGAAUCUUCUUCGUCCAAGAGUAAACUUCUGGAAUUAACGCAGAGAGAAGGUUUUUCCAAACCAACGUAUAAAUCUACACGGAUUGGUCCUCCUCAUAUACCAACUUUUUUCUCAAGUGUCACAGUAGAGGGCUUGGAGUUUCAUGGAAAGGCAUCUACAUCUAAAAAACAGUCUGAACAUGAUGCUGCAAAAAUUGCUUAUACAGCCUUAAAAGAGAGUGGACUUCAUAUGUAUGCUGCUUUUGCUUCCUCAAUCAAAGAAAACGAAUCAGUAAAAUCCACUCAUGAAUUAGACAUUGUUAAGUCCAAACAAAAACUAAACCUUGAAGAUCAACUUUUGGAUCAAGAGAUGUUUCCUACUAAUGUCAAAGUUAAUCACAAUGACAUAGCCAUUGAAUCUUCUCCAUUGCCUCCAAAGAAAACCAUUGAAUCUUCUCUAUUGCCCCCGAAGAAAAAAAUGAAGAUGAGCAAUAUGAGUGAUACGAAUUUGAGUCGUUCUAAAAGGUCAAUUAAGAGGCCCAACUACCUGAAGGACUAUGAUACAAGCUCCAAAUCUAUCAAUCCAUAGAACUUUUAGAAUGUUCCACUCAUAACCGUUGCUGAGUUGAGCUGUC
Messenger RNA from Lathyrus oleraceus (garden pea), 1141 nucleotides. RefSeq names its product double-stranded RNA-binding protein 1. The transcript has 6 exons. NCBI's taxonomy places the organism in Eukaryota, Viridiplantae, Streptophyta, Magnoliopsida, Fabales, Fabaceae. The record is from RefSeq and is a predicted model, not a curated record. The coding region runs from base 7 to 1095 and encodes 362 amino acids.